Messenger RNA from Vollenhovia emeryi, 2398 nucleotides. Its product is annotated as poly(ADP-ribose) glycohydrolase ARH3-like. Gene Ontology annotation, cellular component: mitochondrion; nucleus. Lineage: Eukaryota; Metazoa; Arthropoda; Insecta; Hymenoptera; Formicidae. The record is from RefSeq and is a predicted model, not a curated record.
AUGAGGUUGCGAUGCGGUCAGUACUUGAUAUUAAUGAGAGUAAAAGGGGGUCCAACGGUGCUUAAGGAAUGGAAAAACCAUGUGGACGAGACAAAUUUAAAGAUCCCAGCAAAGAAUCUAUUUGAGGGUCUAGGUUCUUUAGGCAACGGCGGCGCAAUGAGGAUUGCACCUGUUGCAUUAUUCUCAUACAACAAUUAUGAACUUUUAUAUUAUGUCAGAGAAGUAACGGAAAUUACACACGCACAUAAGCAAGGGAUAGACGGUGCUAUUUUACAAGCUAUAGCAAUUCAACAAAGUCUAUAUUUAAAUCCUAGUGAAGAAUUGAAUGUUACCAAUUUUGUUGACGAUCUUAUAAACAAAAUGGAUAAAAUUGAGAGUGAUGCAAGCGGAUUAUAUAAAGAGCGGCUAGGCAGAGUAAAGAAUCUACUUUCUGAGGAUGGGGAUGAUCCUAAUGAGCAAAGGGUAAUUGAAGAACUGAAUGUUAGUGACAGAGCUUUAGAGUCAGUUCCUACCGCGAUUUUUUGUUUUCUAAGAGCACAAAGGAGCAUUAAAAAUAUAGGAACUGAUAAUCCUCUCAGAAGAGCAAUUCAAUAUGCUCUCUCUUUGGGAGGCGACAUAGAUACGGUUGCUAGUAUGGUCGGUGCAAUAGCAGGCGCUUUCUACGGUGACGAAAAGUUCAGUCUGCUGCUUCUAUCGCAUUGCGAAGAAUGGGAACGAUUUCGAGAAAUGGCUGAUAGAUUGCUGGAUAUAGCAACAUCCAUUGAUACUGUUACGUCCGGCUCCGCCGUCCGCACAACACCUCGCGAACCCGCGUGCGCGCUCGUGUAAUUGAAAUAGAGCCGUGUGAGGAAGGAAAAAGGAGAUCUUUAUUACACAGAAAGAACGGCCCUCGAACGUCUGCACCAGGCAGGGGCCAAACUCUGAAUUCGUUUACAAACGUGUUAACAACAAAACACAACCGUAACCAGGCAACUUGAACAUCAUAGAGGGAAUUCGCCAAAUCGCCAGAUACUGGGCGUCCAAUAUUAGCGGGCGUAACAAUACAAAUAAAUGAAUAAUAUAUGUAUAAAAUAUAUACAGAAUAUAAACUAAUUCCAUUAUUUAUACGGUGAUAUUUCUCAUAAAAAAACUGAGUCGAAAAGCAUUAAACCAUUUUUUUCAAAUUAUGCUUUAUAAAGUAGUUAUUAUUAAUUAAAAAUUAGCCAAUCAGCAUCACUUUUUAAACGGAUGCACGUUUGUGAACCGCGUAUCUAUACUAGGGUGCGUGAAGUAAACCGCGGGUCCUAGCAGUGUCCGUGGUGUGUCUGAUUAAAAAAUGAUGCCGAUUGACUAAUCUUUAUUUAAAACAGUUUUUAAUUCAGAAGAUUGUAUGUUUUUUGGUUUUUACAUUUUAUUUAUAAUGCUCCCUUACAGAAUUUUAUUUAACAAUUUACUAUUUGGCAUACCAGGUGGCAUAUUUCUUACUAUAAAUAUCAAUUUCUAAUUACAAUACACAUUUAUAUUUUUGCUAGUUUAUGUAUUUUACACACACAUACACUCUCUCUCUCUCUUCCACGUGUUGUUAACAUAUUUCAUUUUUAAUAUAGAGGGCGUUAAUUAAAGACAGCCCACUAAGUACAUAGCGUUAUUCCUUAUAAAAAUCUGAGUCGGAAAGUCCUGAAUCAUUUUUUUCCUAUCAUACUUAAUAAUGAAUAAGGUAAGUCAAUCAACUGAGCCGCGCGUCUGGUAGUGUGCGCGAGCGCCCGGCCGCCGGCUCACUGAUGUGUGCCCGGCUAAAGGCCGGUGCUCAGUAGAUUGACUCAUUAAUUAUUAAGCAUGAUAGAAAAAAAUGGUUCAAGACUUUUCGGCUCAGAUUUUUAUAAGGAAUAACGCCAUGUACCUAGUGGGUGGUCUUUAAUUAACACCUUUUAUAAGGAAUAAAAAAUAUUUGAUAACUGAGUUAUUUGGAAAAGAAAUCUGUGUGAGUAGUAGCCAUUAUUUUUUUCAAUAUUACUAUUUGCUACGAAAUUGGACUUACAUUGAUAUAAUCGUGCUUUUAUUAGACUUGUAAUAGAAAUAGAAAAUAAUAUCAAUAUUUCAUAGGUUUCAUGUAAAUAAAAAAAAAUGGGAGAGAAGAGGAAAGACACUUCAGGAACCGCUUUUGAUGAAGUCGGUCCCAUUCUCUCAACAAUCACAGAGAUUUUAUAAGCCGCGCGAUCAGUCUGUUACUCUAUCGAAGCACACGCUAAAAGUGCAAGUUCUAGUAUACAUACGUCAAUAAUCCAAGUAUAAUAAGAUUAAUAAUUGUAUAUGGCAACGAUAUCAUAAACGAUGUCUCUUGUGUAAAGCUAAAAAUUUACCAAUUGUUCAUCAAUAUAAAAAACAAUGGCUAUUAUUUCAAUAAUACCACAUUUUUAUC